Molecule: messenger RNA, 1068 nt
Organism: Lactuca virosa
Lineage: Eukaryota; Viridiplantae; Streptophyta; Magnoliopsida; Asterales; Asteraceae
Source: the annotation of a GenBank genome assembly
AUGCAUUCUGAUUACAAGCUACCCACUGUUGAAUUUAUUGAUCCGAUAAUUUCCGCCGAGAUACGAGACAAAAUUGAAGAUCCAGAAUUGUAUUCACUUGUCAAUAAGUUCAUGAUUCAUGGUCCAUGUGGAGCUGAAAAUAUCAAUUGUCCAUGCAUGGUGGAGAAAAAAUAUCCUUCUGUGGUGAGACUACUUUUUCAUCUUCCUAAUCAACACCAGAUUGUAUAUGGCGAAGACGAUGAUAUUAACGAUGUUUUGGACAAAUCUUCUAUUGCUGCUUCAAAGUUCACAUCUUGGAUGGAGUGUAAUUCAAUUAAUAGCGAAGCACAAGAACUUAUAUACGUUGAAUUUCCUACAAAGUUUGUUUGGAAAUUAAAUGUUAAAGGUCCGACGUCGUUUGAUGAACUUCGCACGGUAAAUGGUGAAACACAUUCUUCUUUUAGAGAUGCUUGUUAUGCACUUGGACUAUUAGAUGAUGACAAGGAAUACAUCGAUAGGCCGUUUGGGAAAAUACAGGGGAAUAUUUGGCGGAUGGAAUUCUAUAUAACCAAUGACAAAGACUUAUCACUUACUAAAGAUGAACUUAAGAACUUAACUUUGUUCGAAAUAGAACAAAUUUUAAUUCGAAACAACUCCACUCUCAAAAAGUUUACAAAGAUGCCUUACCCAGACGUUGAAUUAGUUUCUUCUUCAAACAAUCAACUUAUCACCGAGGAGCUAGAUUACGACAUUCCUGUUAUAAAGAAUGAGUUUGAUCGUAUGUUUCUUGCAUUAACAAAAGAGCAACGUCACAUUUUCCUUGACAUCAUGAGUGUUGUUAAAGAAAAUAAAGGAGGUGUCUUCUUUGUUUAUGGUUAUGGUGGAACGGAUGGUGAGCUGGCUAGCUUAUUAAGAAAAGCCUCUUUGAUAAUUAGGGAUGAAGCACCUAUGGUCCAUAAGCAUGCAUUUGAAGCUUUAGAUCGAACUUUGAAAGAUGUAUUAAGGUGUGAAAAUUCUACCAUUUCAAAUAUUCCUUUUGGAGGGAAAGUUACUGUCUUUGGAGUAGUGGCGGAGCCAGGGUCAAAGUAA